CCGCCGUCGUGUCUCCGGUGCUUCCCUGGCCCCGUCAGUUUCUUGACUUUCCUUCCCACUCCUGCGCAGCUCUGGUCCGAGUUUUCGCCUCCCUGUCCCUCGCCUGUCUUCUGGCCAACAUGUCGGAGUACAACGCGGUACCGCCGCCCGGCUCCGGGGCCCCUCUCGGCGGACAGGCAGCUCUUGGAAACGGAGCUGGAGGCAUCAAGAAAGAUGCGUUUGCGGACGCGGUGCAGCGGGCCCGGCAGAUCGCAGCUAAGAUCGGGGGUGAUGCUGGUCCUCCCAUGAACAACAACAACACCGCAUCAGAUGGCUUUCCAUUUACUGCACAGAAACGACAGCUGGAGGAUCCAGAUGAACCAGAGAGCAAGAAAAUGGCUGCACAGAGUGACUUGGAAUCAGCUAAAGCGCUGUCUAUUAGCGCACAGCUCGCUGCUCUUGCACAACAAAGACCUGCCUCCACCACAGAAGAGUACAGUGUUCCAGAUAGCAUGGUGGGACUCAUUAUUGGCCGUGGAGGUGAACAGAUCAAUAAAAUUCAACAGGAGUCAGGCUGCAAGGUUCAGAUUGCUCCAGACAGCGGAGGCCUUCCAGAGAGGAGCGUCUCUCUCACAGGCUCCCACGACUCCAUACACUCUCCUCCGGCUAGGAAAGCCAAGAGGCUGUUGGAUGAGAUAGUUUCACGAGGGAGGGGUGAACCCCCUUGUUCUUAUCACGAGUCCACCAACGGGCAGAGCGGCACAGUUCAUGAGAUGAUGAUCCCAGCUGGCAAGGCUGGCCUUGUCAUUGGCAAGGGAGGAGAGACUAUCAAACAGCUACAGGAGCGUGCAGGGGUGAAGAUGAUCCUGAUCCAGGAUGCCUCUCAGGGACCCAAUGUUGACAAGCCCCUGCGCAUUAUCGGAGAGCCAUACAAAGUCCAGCAAGCCCAGGAAAUGGUGCAGGAGAUUCUGAGGGAGAGAGACCAUGGCGGCUAUAGUGAAAGAAAUGACUUCAGCUCCCGAAUGGGCGGCGGCAUGGAUAUCCCGGUGCCACGACACUCAGUCGGUGUUGUCAUUGGACGCAACGGAGAGAUGAUCAAGAAAAUCCAGAAUGAUGCUGGAGUUAGGAUACAGUUCAAACAAGAUGACGGGACUGGUCCAGAUAAGAUUGCCCACAUCAGUGGUCCUCCCGACCGCUGCGAACAUGCUGCCCAGAUCAUCAACGACCUGCUGCAGAGCAUCAGGGUCAGGGAGGAAGGACAGGGGGGCCCCCCAGGUCCUCCAGGCAUGCCUGCGGGCAACAGGGGCCGAGGUGGAGGACAAGGCGGUUGGGGUCCCCCUGGAGGGGAAAUGACCUUCUCUAUUCCUGCCCACAAGUGUGGGCUCGUGAUUGGCCGGGGAGGAGAGAAUGUCAAGUCCAUCAACCAGCAGACAGGGGCGUUUGUGGAAAUCUCUCGACAGCCACCCCCCAACGGAGACCCGAACUUCAAGCUGUUUAUCAUCCGGGGCUCACCGCAGCAGAUCGACCAUGCCAAGCAGCUCAUUGAAGAAAAGAUUGAGGGUCCUCUCUGUCCUGUGGGCCCGGGGCCAGGUGGACCAGGUCCUGCUGGUCCAAUGGGUCCCUACAACCCCAACCCAUACAACCCCGGACCGCCCGGGGCCCCUGGACCACCACAUGGUGGUCCUCCAGGUCCUCACCAGUACAAUCCUCAGGGCUGGAGCAGCACCUACCAGCAGUGGCAGCCCCAGGCACCCCAUGACCCCAGCAAGGCAGCAGCCAAUGACCCUAACGCAGCCUGGGCGGCCUACUACGCUCAGUACUACCAGCAGCCGUCAGGGGCUGUGCCAGCCCAGUACCCCACAAACCCAACUGGAGGUGCCCAAACAUCAGGGGACCACACCCAGCCCGCACAGACGCCAGGGGGCCAGCCAGACUACACCAAGGCCUGGGAGGAGUACUACAAGAAGAUGGCACAGGCAGGUGGCUCCGUCCCUGGGACAGUAGCUGCAGUCCCCGGAGCAGCAGGGGGAGCAGCAUCCACAACGGGAGGCCAGCCGGACUACAGCGCAGCCUGGGCAGAGUACUACAGGCAGCAGGCUGCAUACUAUGGACAGACAGGGCAGGCUCCUGGCCAGCCAGCCACCCCUCAGCAAGGGCAGACGCAGUGAGAGAUCAUAGCAGAAGGUCUGAGCCUGGAGAGAAUCAAGAAGACGGGAUGAGGAGGACAACCCUGAACUUUGGCCAGGAUCUACGCUGUUAAGUUGUAUUUUUUGUUUGUUUGUUUGUUUUUUGUGGAAGUAAAACCCUUCCAAACCACCAAACAUCAUCUGGAUACUUUUUAAUAAAAAUGUGAACUGAACAGACGUUCUAGUGCUUUGCUCCUGAAGGGAGGGAUAAGACUGAUGAUCCCAUCAUGGCAGGUACGCAAAGCUUCAUAAUGCCUCUACAAACAUUUAUAUAUACCAUUAUAAACAACGGGAGCCUUGAAACGCCAAUACAUCUAUCUCAUCUUUAUUUUAAUAUCUUAAGACAUCCAAGUCCCAUUUUUAAAGCCCUAACCUUCAUAUCUAAGUGUUAUAUUUACUGAAUUGCACAGAGCUAUUAGAACUAUAAUCAUAUUGUGUAUCUGGUACAGGUCAUAAAUCAGAGAAAUCCUUUUUAAAGCUCAUUUUUUUGCUCAGUGUUUUGAUUUUCUUUCUUUUAAUUAUCACAUUUUCCUCUAGUGAAGCUUGCAUGGUGUAAAAUUUGAUUUUUAUUUUUUUUUUUCCCUUUUGCUUAUGAAUGUCUUCACCUACAGUACUUUGUAUGAGUGAACUAAUUUUAAAGUGCACAAGUAGAAUUCUACAAUGUUGAUUCAUGCAUGUGGGGUGACUAGUAAUCGUUGAAAGUCGGUAGAGGUGGAUGAAAAAACAGCUAAUAAAGAGCAAUGCCAGCCUUCAUCUGCAGAGCAGCUUCAGUCGGCCUUCUACUGGUGACAUGCAAGUCCUUAACUGGGUGUAAUGACGUGAAAGUGUUCUCCAAGAUGCAAAGCCAUGAGUUUGAGGGAUGGAGUGUGGAAAUGUGGUUUUACAUCAGAUAUUCACAUAAGGAUUUAAAGCUUUUUAUUAGGAUGUUUUACUUGGGGAGGCAAUGAAAGCUAAUGAACUCAGUCCUGGUAUCCUCAAAGAUUUAAAGACAAGUCGUUUUUUUUUUUUUUUAAUUGUUCAUAGGUUGCAGGAACUAUGCGCCUUACACCACGUUAUGCAUAUUUGUUUUGGCCUUGGAUGCAAGUGGCUGAUGUAGCAUGCUUGGUUCAUGUUGCCGUGAUUCGAGACUUUUCUCCUUGCUUAAAUUUGUUUUGCCUUUUUAUCAUAUGGCGCCUCUUCAGCUUCUUCAAAUGUCCAUUCUGGGCUAAAACAAAAAACACCGGCCCACUGUGCAUGGAAGCCCAAAAUGAAGAGAAAGAUUCAUUUUAAAUUUGGCCAGCUUGGUGUUUCAUAUUGCUUUGAAAACUUUAAAGUGAUUGUCACACCUUCUCAAAACCAACUUGUACUUCUCGUGGGCAUUCACCUUGAAGCAACUGCAUAGCUGUCUUUUUCCACGUAGUGACUUGUGUAAUGUGAAAGUGUCUUGUUUUUUCUGUGGAGGUUCUGACAUCCUCUGUAGUUCGCACAUCUGCAGGUUCUUCUAUAAUGGGAACAUGUCACAUAAGGCUACAUUUAAACCAUGCUGUGAUUUUGUUUAGUCUCCAGGAUGCAUGUUAUUGCUUUCUACUUUGGUUUUUAUGGAUGCUAACAAGAAUCUGAUGAUCAUCUGCCUUCCCACAUUGUCAUUGUUUGUGUGCGAAAGAAUGAAAUUUAGUCUUCCGAUGUGUCUCACUUUAAAAUAUAUUGUAUAUGUACAUAUAUUCAGCAAUAUAAAUGGCUGUUGGUUUUGACUUACAGAGAUGUAUCAGGUAUGAUUCUUGUAUUCUGAACGGCAGCUGAGAGCCUGCCUUUGGCAGCAGUGUUGAUAUUGUUAAUAAAUGACCACCAGCAGCAAUACUCUGAAUUAAAAAGAGGCAUAUGUCAAUUACUUUAAAAUGUGUGAACAUUUUUUUUUGAAUUGCAUUUUCUUUUACAAAUAGUUAAUAUAGCCGGUUGUUGCACGACACUAACAAAAGCACAUUUGAGAUAAAUCACCACUAGAUGUCAUUAGUCCUCAGAUUAAAUCAGACUACUGCAAAGAUGAUGAAAGCCCAUUUAUUGGCAAAAAAAAAUCUUUUUUUAAAAAUGAUUUUUUUUUUAAAGAUAACUGAAGGCACACAUAUAUCAAAUAUAGG
Messenger RNA from Xiphias gladius (swordfish), 4279 nucleotides. RefSeq names its product far upstream element-binding protein 2-like. The coding region runs from base 120 to 2147 and encodes 675 amino acids. The transcript is spliced from 18 exons. Gene Ontology annotation, molecular function: mRNA binding. Lineage: Eukaryota; Metazoa; Chordata; Actinopteri; Istiophoriformes; Xiphiidae. The record is from RefSeq and is a predicted model, not a curated record. Gene Ontology annotation, biological process: regulation of DNA-templated transcription. Gene Ontology annotation, cellular component: cytoplasm; nucleus.